AUGGCGGGUGAAACGCUGGUCGAUCGCAUGCACCAUGAGAUCGAGAUCAUGACGCGGCGUCUCGAGCUGGAGAAGCGGCGCCUCAAGCGCCUGGACAAGGAAUUGGAGGCUGCCCACAAGACGCACAUGGUCAAAGAGACACAGGCCCGGCAGCGGCAAAACGCCGCGCGGGCCUUCGCGCGGCCGAAGAGCGGCGGUGCGACCGAGCGGCCACGGAGCUCCACCCGACCAAAGAGCGGCAGCGUCCGGCCCACCCUGACCCUGGACUCGCCGCGGGACCUGAAGUCCUCAAUCGUCCUGCCCUCCAAGGCCGACCACCAAUGGGGUGACCGGGUGGUGCCCAUGCAGCAGCUGGUGGCGCAGAUGGACGUGCAGGUGAAGAAGCUGAACUCCGUCAAGCACAAGAACGAGCACAUGCAGCAAGAGGUCCAGACGAUCCGGAAGCGGAAGCGACAGCUGGCCCACAUCUUCGAGCGGCUGAAGAGCCAGAUCCGAGGGCGCUCGCAGCAGAUCAAAGAGUUCGUGGAGGAGGCAGCGCAGAGCAAGGCUGUGUCCUGUGAAGCAGAGCAGCGUGUGGAAGUCAUGCAGAGGACGCGGGACGAUGAGCGACGGCAGUUCACGGAGGAGGUGCUGCGGAUACGGCAGGACAUGAAGAAACUGGAGUUGGAGAAGAGGCAGGUGGAGGUGCGCCUGAAGCAGGUGGACAAGGGCGUGCAGCGGAAGAAUGUGCUGAUCCUUCCGCCAGAGGAGGAGGAGUUCUCCGAGCCCAGCAUGAUGCGCAGGAUCAUGAAGACGGCUUUCCUCAACUGCAUCCAGCGACGCCACAUCAAGCAGCAUCAGAAGAGCAUCGAGAUCUUCGAGCAGGCCUUUGCCACAAUCAAGCAGUCCACGGGCAUCUCCAACAUCGAGGAGAUCGUGAAGAUCUUCGUUCACCUAGAGAGUCGGAACUUUUCACUCCUGACGUACGUGAAUCACAUGAACCGUGAGAUUGAAGCGCUUGAAGGCCUCAAGCGCUCCCGUCGACAAGCCGAGAUGGCCCUGAGACAGAAGGAGGCGGCGAGCGAAAAGAAUCGCGAGCUGGCCCUGGGGGACAUGCAGAAGAAGCUGCGGUCGACGCAGAUCACCAUCGAGGAAAGCCGUGAGGUCUGCGACAGCCAGCGAGAGGUUGUCCAGCAUGUCCUUCCCCACAUCGCGCAGGUGUCGAAGCUGCUCGAGCUGGAGGCCGAACGCCUCCGUGAAGCCGGACACACCUUGGAUGUCAGCGACUUUCCACCAAGGCCUUCCGAUGAGCUGCGCUCUGACACCAUGCUCCUGUGGCUACAAUGGGUGGAAGACGUUCUCAGCCGCUUCAGGGACCUCCUGCCCUUGACCGACCCGGCUGUGAAGGAGACCUGCUUCCCUGCCACAGCGGCACAUGCUGUGAAGCACCUGCAGCCCAAGAGGAUCCACCAGCACACGGUGCCCUUUGUCAAGGUCCAGGACCUGCCUCCUGCGCCGAUCCUCGGAGAGGACCAGGCCACCCAGAAGAGGUCAGCUGCCAUGCAGAAGGCAGAGGCCGACGAGGACAGCGAGGAGGAAGGCUUCGACGAUCGGCCGCUCAUGCUCAAGGAGAUCCGGUCGCGCGCGCAAAUGGCACGGGCCCGGAAGGGCAGGAGCCGCGAUCACCACCGGCCGAGCAACGUGGGCUUCGAGGGGGACGCAGGCAUCACGGGCUCCACCUCCCUUGGCCUCAGCUUCCGGCAAACCUCAGGCCACAAGGAGGCCACGAAUGAGCUUAAGCCGACGAGCACUGCGACGCUGACGGAUCUUCAGGGCUCCCGGCGGUCUGUUGGCUUCUCGCUCGGCCAAGAGCCUGUGACCGUGAAGAUGGAAGAGGAGGCGGCUCGCGAACGAGGAGAAGGUGGCCGCGGAAAUGAGGCCAGCAGCGACAGCGACUCGCGCGGUGAGACGACACCGCUGGCGAAGCAGCCGAAGAGCGCCCUGAACCAGCGCGUCCGACAGCUCGUUGAAGUCGCGGCCCUCUCGCGCACCAGCGAGGAAGUCUCGAAGGACGAGCUGGACAUCACCUUCCUGCGGAAGUACAACAUGUCGCGGCAAGAGCUGGAGGUGAUGGCCACUCGCAUGGGCAUGGGCCUCUCACACCUCUGCUUCUUGAAGAAUCAGUUCGACAUCUACGACCAGGACCACACCGGCUACAUCAGCGCCUCGGAGCUGCGCGGACUCUUCGGGAAGGUCGGGGAGGAUGUCACGGAUGAGCAGCUGGAGGAGGCCAUCAAGGAGUUGGACUCCGACUCAAGCGGAGAGGUCGAGUUCUUCGAGUUCGUGGAGUGGUUCUGCAGCUGA
Molecule: messenger RNA, 2343 nt
Organism: Symbiodinium natans
Lineage: Eukaryota; Dinophyceae; Suessiales; Symbiodiniaceae
Source: the annotation of a GenBank genome assembly